Messenger RNA from Rhagoletis pomonella (apple maggot), 1044 nucleotides. RefSeq names its product glutathione S-transferase theta-1 (gene GstT4). Gene Ontology annotation, cellular component: cytoplasm. Lineage: Eukaryota; Metazoa; Arthropoda; Insecta; Diptera; Tephritidae. Gene Ontology annotation, biological process: glutathione metabolic process. The coding region runs from base 152 to 856 and encodes 234 amino acids. Gene Ontology annotation, molecular function: glutathione transferase activity. The transcript is spliced from 4 exons. The record is from RefSeq and is a predicted model, not a curated record.
CAAGUUGUGCUCAGUUUACUAUAAGCAACGGUCGGAUACGGUGUUUGUAAAAUACAUACCACAAAUAAACUGUAAUAAACAAAUUUUAUAAUCAGAACCUUGCAGUCUCAUAUACAUACAUGCAUAUUCACAUAGUAUAAAAGUGUUUAAAAUGCAACCGGUCAAAUUUUAUUUCGAUUUUCUCAACCAGUCAAGCCGAGCAUUGUAUAUUUUAAUGGAAGCAUCAAAAAUACCAUUUGAGGCGAUACCUAUAUCAACACUUAAAGGUGAGCAUUUAACUGGCGAAUAUCGUGAUAAAGUGAGUCAUUUCAAGCGCUUGCCGGUCAUUCAAGAUGACAGUUUCUUAUUGGCCGAAAGUGUCGCUAUUUUUCGACACCUAAACCGAGAGAAAAUUGUGCCGGAACACUGGUAUCCACGCCGCAACUUUGGACGCAGUCGAGUUGAUGAGUUCCUUGAAUGGCAGCAGCGAAAUAUGGGAUUGGCAUGCAGCAAUUACUUCAAACAAAAAUGGCUUUUGCCUAUUCUGGGCAAGACAUCUACUGAAGAAACGAAUGCCAGUCUUCUAACAGAACGUUUAAAUCAAUCUUUUAAAGAUUUUGAAAACUUAUUUUUGAACAAGAACAAAUUCGUUAUUGGCGACAACCUUUCUUACGCUGACUUGAUGGCAAUUUGCGAGAUUGAUCAACCAAAAUUCAUUGGGUUUAAUCCCUUUAACCAUCAUCCGAAGCUGGGCCAAUGGUAUGAGAAAGUGAGAGAUGAGUUGGGACCAUACUACAAACACGUGGCAGAUGAGUUUGAUAAUAAAUUGAAAACAGCUGAAAAAAAGAUACCUGAGGUCAUGUAUCUACAACAGUAGAACGAUAACAAUUUGAAUGGAUCUUGCCCGGUUGCACCAAUCAAUUUUAAAUUUAUCAGUAUGUUAAAAUUUAAAAUGGCACAAUUUUGUUCGGAAAAUUUGUAAUUUUUAAUUUUAGUCUGAUAAAUUUUAAAAUUCAUUGGGGAAACUGAAGGUCAUAAUUCAAAACGGCAAAGAUUUGUGUUAAA